Anoplopoma fimbria (sablefish) is the source of this 2550-nucleotide messenger RNA. It is a transcript of the gene atg5, whose product is annotated as ATG5 autophagy related 5 homolog (S. cerevisiae). Bases 169 to 996 code for a protein of 275 amino acids. The transcript has 8 exons. Gene Ontology annotation, biological process: cellular response to nitrogen starvation; autophagy of mitochondrion; nucleophagy. Gene Ontology annotation, cellular component: Atg12-Atg5-Atg16 complex; cytoplasm; phagophore assembly site membrane. The record is from RefSeq and is a predicted model, not a curated record. NCBI's taxonomy places the organism in Eukaryota, Metazoa, Chordata, Actinopteri, Perciformes, Anoplopomatidae.
UUUCCGGUGACAGCAGCGGAAUGACAACAUCGACACUCACGGCCCUUCCGCCGUUCAGGACGACUUCUAGUCAACAUCCAUAACAAAGAAGCUGUCUGUGAUUGGACUCCAGGGGUUUGUGUUUGAGGAGUUUCUUCUAUAUGAGCCACUGGGAGCAGCAGCAGCAGCAUGGCAGAUGACAAGGACGUGUUGAGGGACGUGUGGUUCGGUCGGAUCCCCACCUGCUUCACCCUGAACCAGGAUGAGGUCACUGACAGAGAGGCAGAGCCCUACUAUCUGCUGUUACCCAGGGUGAGCUACCUGACUCUGGUCACAGACAAGGUGAAGAAACACUUCCACAAAGCAAUGAGGGCCGAGGACGUGGAGGAGAUGUGGUUCGAGUAUGAAGGGACGCCGCUGAAAUGGCACAAUCCAAUUGGAGUUCUGUUUGACCUCCAUGCGUCCAACACUGUCCUACCCUGGAGCAUCACUGUGCACUUUAAGAAUUUUCCAGAACGUGACCUGCUCCACUGCCAGUCCAACUCUGUGAUCGAGGCUCACUUCAUGUCCGGCAUCAAGGAGGCCGACGCCCUCAAGCACAAGAGCCAAGUCGUCAACGACAUGCAGAAGAAAGACCACAAGCAGCUGUGGAUGGGCCUGCAGAACGAUAAGUUUGACCAGUUCUGGGCCAUAAACAGGAAGCUGAUGGAAUAUCCCACCGAGGAGGGCGGCUUCAGAUACAUUCCCUUCAGGAUAUACCAGACAACGAUCGACAGGCCGUUCAUCCAGAAGCUGUUUCGCCCCGUUUCACCUGAAGGCAGCGUGCACACACUUGGCGACCUGCUGAAAGAGAUGUACCCGACGGCUUUACCAACGGAUGGUGAGCCCAAGCGUUACCAGGUGGUGAUCCACGGCAUUGAACCUCUGCUGGAGACGCCUCUGCAGUGGCUCAGCGAACACCUCAGCCACCCCGACAACUUCUUGCACAUCUGCGUCAUCCCCGUCCCCUCCGACUGAGAGGCCACGCCCCCCUCGCUGUCACCGUGACGACCGACCGGCCCCGGGGCAACUCCGAAAGCGGUAAUGCUAAACGGCAGAAAAACUCUGAACUAACGAACUCUCUGACGAGAAGGAGAUCUUAUUGAUAGAAAGAUGAACAAAGGAUGUGAGGGAGCGAUUUAACAAAACCUCCAUCUUGUUGUCUAUUUAUAUUUCUACUCCUCCUACCUUCACCUCCUCCACUCCUCCUCCUCUCCACUCAGAAAACUUCUUUACAGGUGGGAAGGAUGAACUCCCAAAAGAAAAGAGACAUUUCUUUAUGUGAAGAGUCUCCAUCUCCUCCUCCUCUCCGAUCAAACAAACACAGAUAGAAGGAGAGGAGGUGAACGGAUGCCUCGUUUUCCCAUCAUGCAACACAUCUCCGUCCUUGUCCCGGUCCAAGAUAAAGACUGUCCCGUCGACAGGGAGACACGUUUGUUUGGGAUUUUGCAGAGAGGCGUAUCCUGCUGAAGUUGCCUUAGUUACCACGUUCAUGCAUUUUCCUUUUUCAAAGAAAAAGUCUGGUAAAGUUUCAUCACAGCCUGCAAACGUUAUCGUCCAACUCUCCAGGAACUUCACGUGCUUUGUUUUUUUUUACUUUUUACAGUUGAUUUCCUGUUGCUUGCAUUAACAUUUUGCUUCAUUUGAGAACGAGUGCUGCUGUUGAGAGAAGAUAUCAAUUUUUUUGUCAUUAUUAUAAUUAUUUGAAAAGAGAAAUGACAAAUGUGUCAUCGUACGGUACUGUUCCUGAAUUAGCAUUAAACUGCAGCCAAUUUUGUUUACUUUCAUUUUUCUUUUCUAUCCUCACCUGUAAGAUCGAACUUAUUCUCAUAAUUGAAAUACACUGAAAUGUUCCUUUAAUCGCUGCAUGCUCAAAACAAAUUGAUGAGCUAAAAAAUGUCAUUAAGCUCUUUGUUUAAACUUGUUUUGUUUUGCUGUCCUUGCAGAAAACAGGUGGAGAUACAGCAUUUUCACAGGGUGUCUUUUGAGACUGAACCAGCUAUUAACUAAAACCAAAAGGUGGGGUGGGGGGGUAAUGGGAGUAAAAACAAAUAAAAUAAUAAACUCCACACAUGUUUUCAAUAGCAGGUGUUGAUUUCUGUCCACCAAAAAAUAGUUGUUUUACAGUCUUUUUUUUGUCAGGUUUGGCUCGAGACUCUUUGUUUGCUGCCAAACUGAAAAUGAGCAUCUGGUUUUGUUUCAUUUUAAGAACUCGGCUCAGAUAAUGAGACAGCGGGCGCGAAUAACAUUAAGUCUGCAGGCUGUUGUGUGUGUGUGGGGGGGGGGUACAGUUGUUUAACAUGUCCUACUUAUGCUUUCAUCCUUAUGUUGUAUUUGGACAAAGUAUUCAUGACAUUUGACAGAACACCAUCGAGAGAUUACUUGGCAGGAAAUUGAAAUCGUAACUAAUCAAAUCAUUGUUUUUGUUUUUCUACAUCUGUUCAUACUGAAAUAAAAUGAGACUCAAUGCAUCAACUGGAUUUAAGUGUAAGAUACUUCCUUUUUUUACACAUUCCAGAUAAUCUUCUGUUA